UUUGAUAAUUUGAUUUGAAAUUUUUGAAUUUUUUGAAGUUUGAACUUUUUUCAAAAUAUUUCAACCGAGUCUGUCGAAUUUAUCAAAAAAUCAAAAUUAUUUGCUUGUGUAGUGUUUCCCUUUAUCGAAUAUUUUGUUACUGUAGUACCCUCGCUCUCAAUUAAUGACAAAUAUCGUAAUUUUAUCGAUGCUUUAAUAGUCUUUACGAGUAUCAAAAAUGUCAUUUCUGCGACUCAAACGUACCAUCACCGAGGACCCCAAAGAAAUCCUAGUUUUAGCCAGUAAAAAGAAGAAAAUCGAGAAUGUCCAACAAGACGCGUCAAUUUUCGAGUUAACUGGAACUACCAGUCAAAAAGACGACAUCGACGGUAUCAUCGCCACCAAAGUAAAUGACAUACGAGAUUCGCAAGUAAAAAAGUUCAAUUUGGAAAAAAUCACUAAUCAGUUGAGAUCCGAGCAUUUGCAACGUUCAAAACAUAACCGACUCCAGGUAUUAAACUGUAUACGAAAAAUAGAAGACGAACCAGAAAAAUCUGUAACAAUUAUAGACGUUACCAACGAUGAUGAAAGUUCUUCCAGUACUGAACAAGAUUACGUUUACGAUAUUUAUUACUCCAAGAGUGGCGUUGUUAUCGAUGAUUCGCAAGCUAUCGAGGAUUGCGACGUUCAUGAGAUCAACGGUUGUACUUGGGCGGAAAAUGCAAAUUCAUCGGAAGAAGAAAAUAAUGGCGUGGACGAUGAUGACGACUCGAACGAUGAAAACAACUGGCGCAAUGAUUAUCCCGAUGAAGAUUACGAAUUAAAUAGUGACGAAGACGACGAGUUUGAGGCGCUUUCUCGUAGAAUAAAACAAUCGCGAUUAUCCGACGAUUCCCUCUCCAGUGAUGAUUUCGACGAAGAUAUUAACGACGAUUUGUUUGGCGUACGUCGUCGAAAUCACAAACGUAGUGACGAUAUUGAUUACUAUGAUGAAGUAGUCAGCGAUGAACCGGAGUCCGAUGAUGAAGUUUUGUCUUCGUAAUCCAUCAAUCAUAUUCUAUUCUUUUGCCUCUCUUGUUUUUUUUUUUAAAUACCAAAAUCUUGAUGUUUUUUGAACCAUAAGUUUUGUUAAUUUUUAAUCGAAAUAUAUAUAUAUUCUUUUGUAAAA
Planococcus citri (citrus mealybug) is the source of this 1147-nucleotide messenger RNA. It is a transcript of the gene fs(2)ltoPP43, whose product is annotated as female sterile (2) ltoPP43. The coding region runs from base 218 to 1021 and encodes 267 amino acids. The record is from RefSeq and is a predicted model, not a curated record. The transcript has a single exon. Lineage: Eukaryota; Metazoa; Arthropoda; Insecta; Hemiptera; Pseudococcidae. Gene Ontology annotation, biological process: developmental process.